GGAAGCGGCGCCGCCCUCCGCAGGCUCCGCCCCCGGCGCUCGCCCCUCCCCGCGGGCUGAGGGGAAAGCUGCCGUCUCAGUUGGCGGGACCGUCUCCACAGCAGCCUUUGUUCGCCCGUGAGCCCGCCGUGAGGCACGUGGAGGGUUCUAGUUCGGAGUGAAAAUAACACCUGGAAGGAUAAGCGCUGUGUGCAGAGAGAUGAGAGAUCUCAUUUUGUUUGAGACUGGAUAUAGUUGAAAUCAAACCACAAACCAAGAGGGUAUGAUGGCUAAGAAGCCCCCGAAACCAGCCCCCCGCAGGAUCUUCCAAGAAAGGUUAAAGAUUACUUCUCUACCUUUGUACUUUGAAGGGUUUUUGUUAGUCAAGAGGUCAGAAUACCAGGAAUAUAAACAUUAUUGGACAGAGUUGAGAGGAACUACGCUUUUCUUUUAUUCUGACAAAAAAAGCCCAAAAUAUGUUGACAAGUUAGACAUAAUAGACCUCACGUGCCUUACUGACCAGAAUUCAACUGAAAAGAAUUGUGCAAACUUCACCCUUGUUUUGCCAAAAGAGGAAGUGCAACUGAAGACAGAGAACACAGAAAGUGGGGAAGAAUGGAGAGGCUUCAUUCUUACAGUAACAGAGCUGUCCGUCCCCCUACACAUGUCACUCCUCCCUGGGCAAGUAAUUCGACUGCAUGAAGUCCUAGAGAGAGAGAAAAAAAGGAGGAUUGAGACAGAGCAGAUGCCAAGCUCAGCUCUGGGAAAGGAGAAGGAACCAGUUGAAGAUUAUGUGGAUGUACUGAGCCCUAUGCCAGUAUGUUUUUAUUCAGUGUCCCGGAAAGAAGCAACUGAGAUGCUUGAGAAGAACCCUUCUUUGGGAAAUAUGAUCCUGAGACCUGGUAGUGACAGUAAAAGCUACUCCAUCACCAUCCGGCAGGAGAUAGACUUGCCAAGAAUCAAGCACUACAAAGUGAUGAGUGUAGGAAAAAACUACACCAUUGAACUGGAAAGACCUGUUACACUCCCAAACCUUUUCAGUGUCAUUGAUUAUUUCAUGAAGGAGACUCGAGGAAAUUUACGACCAUUUAUAUAUUCCACUGAUGAAACCCUUGAGACCAAAGGAUUUCCUGCAACAUCUCUAAAAUUAAAAAAAAAUGUUUAGGGUGGCAGUGAAUCUGAUAUAAUUUGUUUCAUGUUAGUUAUCUAAUUCUGUGGGACAAACCACCCCAAAACAUGGUAGUUAAAUCAACCACCAUUGUAUUUGCUCACAAUUCUGUGCAUUGACAAUUUGGAUUGUAUUCAGUUGGGCAGUUCUUCUGCUAGUCUCACUUGUCACUAACACAACGGUAACCAGCUGGUGUCCUGACUGGUGCUGUAUGUUUCAGGUUGGUCUCAUCACACAUCUGUUGCUGGUAGCCGGCUGGAGCUGGCUGAACCACUCUCUUCACGUACUCUCCAAUACUUGAGGAGUUAGCUCAGGCUCUCUCACAUAUCUCAGAGCUGUUAAGAGGAGAAGGAAACCUCAAGUCCUUGGGCUAGAAAUUCUCAGUGUUAAGGAUCACGUAUGGCCCUGUUGGAGCUUCUGGUAAAGGAGAAGCUGUGAAUUGAAUAAAAAUAUUGAAGUGUGAUGUGUCUUAUGUACACAGCUAUACUUCUUUUUUAAAAAAAUUUAACCUGCAUGUAAUAAACUUCACCUGUUUUGGUAUACAGUCUAAUGAGUUUUGACAACCACCAGCAGAAUCAAGAUACAGAAAGUUUCAUCACUUAAAAAAAUGCCCUAAUGUUCUUUCUUUAUAGUUAACCCUUCUCACCCACAAUCCCUGGCAACUACUGAUCUGUUUUCCUUUCCUAUGGUUUUGCAUUUUCCAAAAUGUCAUAUCAAUGGAAUCACAGUAUGGAAAACUUUUGAGGCUGAUUACAUUCAUUCUUCAUAUUGUCUAGAUUCACACAAGUGUUGUAUUACUAGCUUGUUCUUUAUUGCUGAAUAGUAUUUCACUCUAUGGAA
This is a messenger RNA of Canis lupus familiaris (dog), 1987 nucleotides long. RefSeq names its product signal transducing adaptor family member 1 (gene STAP1). The record is from RefSeq and is a predicted model, not a curated record. The transcript has 10 exons. Bases 263 to 1144 code for a protein of 293 amino acids. Lineage: Eukaryota; Metazoa; Chordata; Mammalia; Carnivora; Canidae. Gene Ontology annotation, biological process: positive regulation of B cell receptor signaling pathway; cell surface receptor protein tyrosine kinase signaling pathway. Gene Ontology annotation, molecular function: protein kinase binding; signaling adaptor activity.